UGGCACACCAACCUCACUAAUUACUUCCACUAAUUAUGGAAUCAUUGAGGAGGCACAAUAACAGAGAUUAUAAAAGGGUCACAUUAGCAUUGGUCCCUGCCACUACCACUUGAAGCUAACAUAUAGCUUGAGAUCACAUUUCUGAUCAGAUUUAUUACUCCAAAAGGUAUAAACAUAGCUAUAGGGAAAUGGACAGAAGAACACACAGUUUGGUCAAUGCUACAAAUGACUUUCAAAACCACAUAACACAAAAGCAAUCACUGUAUCCUUCUGGUUUUCCAAGAAAGGUACUUGCAGAGGUUAUAGGGACAUAUUUGUUGGUGUUUGUUGGGAGUGGGAGUGCAGCUAUGAAUGCAAUUGAUGAAAACAAAGUAUCAAAAUUGGGAGCAUCAAUGGCAGGUGGAUUCAUAGUUACAGUUAUGAUUUAUGCAAUUGGACAUAUCUCUGGUGCACACAUGAAUCCUGCUGUUUCCUUAGCUUUUGCCACCGUUAGCCAUUUUCCUUGGAAACAGGUACCAUUUUACAUUGCAGCUCAACUCACAGGAGCAAUUUCAGCUUCAUAUACAUUGAAAGUUUUGCUAGAGCCAUCAAAGCAACUUGGUGCAACAUCACCUUCUGGAUCUAACAUUCAAGCAUUAAUCAUAGAAAUUGUGACCACCUUCACCAUGGUGCUCAUCUCCACCGCCGUCUCCACCGACCCAAAAGCUAUAGGAGAGCUUUCAGGAGUUGCAGUUGGUUCAUCUGUUUGCAUAGCAAGCAUUGUGGCUGGACCAAUAUCGGGGGGGUCAAUGAACCCAGCAAGGACAUUAGGUCCAGCAAUUGCUACUUCAUCCUACAAAGGAAUUUGGGUUUAUAUGGUUGGACCAAUUACUGGUGCACUUUUAGGUACAUGGUCUUAUGUUGUGAUUCAGGAGACAAAUAAACAAGCUCUUACAACUUCACUCAAGCUACACCAUGAGAUGAAAGGGAUUGAGUUAGUUGGUGACAAGGACAAUCAAUGUUCAGUGUGAGAAUAACAUAUUAGACCAAACUCGUCAACUUUUGUUGAUUUAAAAUUGUUUAUAUUUAAAGUCAUAGGAAGUAUUUUGGAAUUUAAUUGGACACAAUCCAAGGCAUCUGAAACAAAAUGUCUUGGAGGAUUCAAAGUCCAAUACAAUGCAUAUGUAUCAAAUUAAGUAUAUCAACCAUAUAUAUAUAUAUAUAUAUAUAUAUAUAUAU
Messenger RNA from Cicer arietinum (chickpea), 1218 nucleotides. Its product is annotated as aquaporin NIP2-1-like. The record is from RefSeq and is a predicted model, not a curated record. Gene Ontology annotation, cellular component: membrane. NCBI's taxonomy places the organism in Eukaryota, Viridiplantae, Streptophyta, Magnoliopsida, Fabales, Fabaceae. Gene Ontology annotation, molecular function: channel activity. Gene Ontology annotation, biological process: transmembrane transport.